GAAGUGGGGGUGGCAGUGGUAGUGGUGGUGGCAGUGUUGGUGGUGGAGGCGAUGUCGCGGAGAAGGAGGAGAGGCCACCGGCUUCAGAGAGUGUCGAGCCGACGGCCGCGUUUGACGUCGCAUCCCUCGUACUCUACGGCUCGCGCGCACUACCGAUCCGCCUUAAGAUCUUGCUCGAUCAGUUGUUCAACCAGUUGCAGCACGCGCAAGUGACACGUUUACUAGCCGCAUUCGGCUGGACGUACGAGGAUUACACGCGGGGAUACAUACUGCAGGAUUCGCAGAACGGCCCGGUGCUGGACCGAUGGAGCAUCUGUUCUCCUGAAGAGGAGCCGCUGGUACUGCAGCAGUUCCUCAGAUUCGUCGAGACGCGUCCGUUCGUGCAGCAGUUGCUGCUGGCCGCCGGAACGCCGGGGACGGAUGCUAUGUCACCAAGCAGACGACCUUCGCCGCCGACGAUGCCACUAGCACACUUACCACCGCCGUUACACCUACUCCACUGCGGUCUCCCGCCGCCAGGCUCGAGGUUGCCGCCUCCUCUGCCUCCGCCGCCGCCUCCACCAUCCGUCUCGCACCCGUCGAUGUCGCCAACGGCUCAAAAACACUAUUCCUCGUCGUCCACCGGCAACUCUGGAGUAACGAGCAACGCCAACUCGCCGCCAAGGAGCCUGGAGUCUCAUCUGACGGUGUCGCCGCUCAAUCGGCUGCAGAGCAUGCAGCCGUUUGAUUUUCGCAAGCUAGGAACAUUGGGACUACCCGCAUUCCCGCCGCUACCGCCGCCGCCACCCUCGGCCGAGCAGCUGCUGCAGAGCAGGAAGUCCAUGAGAAAUCCGCAAAGCCCGCACAGUCCGCCUCACCACUCGAGCAGCAAUCAGCUACAAAGGCCACCUCACAUGCCACCGGUGGCACCGGUGUCUUCCUCCGCGCUCAACUUCGGGCAUCCUCUCUCAGUGGCGGUGUCUUCCGGCGCUCUGCCGCCCAGUUUCCCUGCUCACUUUCCACCGCCGCCGUUGGGCAAGUCGUCAGGCUCGGUGCCGGGUAUUACAGUGGCGCCAGCGGAUGUGCACAGCGGAGGCGAGAAGAGCAGCGAAUUCGGCUCGGAGGAGGACGAGGAAGACGACGAGAAUUCGGACAGCGCGUUGAAUCUCAGCAGACGGGACACUGCAUCGAAGCACAUCGCCGAGCAGCGACACCAUCCACCGUUACCUCUUCAAGCUGCUCCUCUCGGCAGGCCACCGGGAAUACCGGGAAGGAAGCCUCACUCGCCUGGCAAACGGCCUGGUAGCCAAUGGGGCGCGUCGGCCAACAUCCCGCCGAAUCUCGGCACUCCUUUCAUCAAUCCCACCACCGGCAAGAAAAGGGUGCAAUGCAACGUUUGUUUGAAAACGUUCUGUGACAAGGGCGCGCUCAAGAUUCACUUCAGCGCUGUCCACCUGCGCGAGAUGCACCAGUGUACAGUGAAGGGUUGCAGCAUGAUGUUCAGCUCGAGGCGGUCGCGCAACAGACACAGCGCCAAUCCGAAUCCGAAGCUUCACUCGCCUCAUUUGCGACGGAAGAUCUCGCCGCACGAUGGCCGCUCGUCUAUGGCGCACGCGCUCGUCCUGCCGCCGCAAGUAGGUCUGCCUGUCCCAGCUACCGGUCUCAAUCAUCUUCCCUUCGGCUCGUUUCCGUUGCUGACUCCACCUCCCGAUCUUCGAUCGCCAGCGUCGCUCUGUGGCCUCGACUUCAAGCAUUUAGACCUACAGUCGCAGAAUCCGGGUAGACCGGCAGGAUACGACGAGGCUCUUCAACAGAGGAUGAACAACGCGAACGCAGGCAUUUCGACGACCAACGCGCUGACAACUGCCAGCGUAGCGAUGACGACCGCUGCAGAGACGCACAACACCACCUCCGCUGCGGCUAGAGGAUCUUUCUCUAGCAACAGCGUGGCUGACACGGUGUCGCCAUCCACUCAGGCCUCCACCGCGGCUGCUGAAGGGGAGGAAGAGGAGGACGAUGACGACGGUGGUAUCGUAGUUGUUGCGGAAGACGAUGCGAGUAACCUACCCUCCAGGCUGCCAUUGCGUUCCGGGGAGGACGACGACGAGCAGCCAGCCGACUUCAGUUUGGCAAAGCGACCGAAAUUGUACUUCGGCGAUCCGGUGGAUGAGGAUCUCGUGAGCAACGCCGACAGCAACGAGGACAACGACUCGAUGGGCACGAUCGACCAGCAGAGCUACUCCGUGAGCAGCCAACACUCGAUCAACUCGACGUCGUUGCACAGCAGGGGCGUACGGAAGAGAAAGUCUCAACAUCCCACCCGAUGUGCCGUUUUGACCGAGAUGCACUCCUCGUCUACGGACGGUGACUCGUCGAACGAUGUCGAGGAUCGAGUGCAGAGACGCUGUCUGUCGGAGGGCGCAGGAAUCUCGUCGUCGAUGAACGAUUUUCAAAGCCAACCGGAGGACAUGUCCAUGUCCAGACUGGAGGCGGAGGAGCGAAAAGCGUCGCCAAGUUCCCCGAAGAAUCUCAACUUCAACGACCACGAGUCGAGCUCUCGCUCGCCCGAGGCGUGCAACAACACCAGAGACGGGACACAGGCGAGCAGCGUGAAACGCGACAACACGCAGGCGUCGUCGCAAGAGAACGCGGUGGAUCUACCUCAGGACGAGCCACGAGAUUUGAGCUCGAGAGCGAGUAGCGUCAAAUCGCCGAAGAGGCAGAUCAGCCCAGAGCCAAAGACGAGCCACGAACAACCGACUGAGGCUCGUCCCACGGCGGAAGCUGGCCAGAAAGAUCGAAAUUGCGCCGAGUUGGCCGAAAAUCGGCGGAAGAGCGAGAGCGAGGAGGCGACGACCAAGGAGGACGAAAAGACAGCGAGAGUGUCGUUAAAACGGGAGAAGGAACCGGAGGAGAAGGGGAAGGAGGAAGAGAACCAGGAGGAAGAUGAUGAUGAGGAGGAUGAGCCGAUGGAAGAGGUCGAGGAUGAUGAUGAUGAUGAGGAGGUGAACGCGGCGCUGCGUAAUCAAGAAGGUGAGCGUCCCGAUGAUCCCUCCCGUGCCCCGAGCUCGGUCGAUAGCCGUCCGACGACAGCCGACGACCUCUCCCACGACUCCUCGACCAACACUUUGCGUCAACUCGAGUCCUUGUCGCAGGGUCGCGCGAUGCAGUACGCCGAGAUGCAGCAGGUGGCUUCGAGGUCUGGCCGCGGCUCUACCAGCCCCGUCAGCCUCACGACGCACCAGGAGAUCACCAUGGACAAUUCCUCACGUGGCUCUCGUUCAUCCAGCGCCUCACCCUCCACAGCGGCCAUGGAUACGGACAAUAGCCUUAUCACCUAUGCCCGUUACGAGAACGGUGGCUUCGUCAGCACCCAGGAGAUCCCAUUGGACCGGGAGAAUCCGCGCCGAUGCACAGCCUGUGGCAAGGUGUUUCAAAACCAUUUCGGGGUCAAGACCCACUAUCAGAACGUCCACCUGAAACUGAUGCACCGUUGCAGCGUUGACGGCUGCAACGCGGCCUUCCCCUCCAAGAGGUCUCGCGACAGGCAUUCGGCCAACUUGAAUCUCCAUCGGAAGCUCUUGUCCACAUCGUCGAGUCCGCCUCUUUCGUCCAGCCUGCCACCGAGUCUUUCGCCCAGGGUAGACGACGCUCAGAUGAGUCCGUUACUGCACAACGAGUUCCUCGCAAGAUUGUACGCGGAUGCUGGCAUCGGUGCUCUUGGUGCUUAUCCUCUCACACCUGGACUGCCGUCUGCCGUCGAUCUCGCGGCCAGAAUACCACCACCGCAUCCUCUUCUACUGCCACCUCAUCUGGGAGCCACUUUCUCAGGCCUGUCUUCGUUCGCCUCUCACCUGGCCGGCCUGAACGGGCUCACUCACCAGCAUCUCAACCACUUGACAAGAAUGUCGCAGGAACAGGGGAACAGACAUCCGUCUGGCUCGGGUUCGCCAAUGUCCUCGCCGGGUUCCGAGGAUCGAAAGGAGGAAGCCAGAUGCACGAUACCCGGCUGCGACCGGGUGUUUGGCUCAAGAGCGGUCAGAGACGCCCAUUCGAAGGAUCCACAGGCUCAUCGCGAUUUGUCGGUCUUGUCGACUGGCGGCUCGUGACCGAUCUCCUUCCGCGGAUGCGACUAUUAUCCCCUACUGUGAUGCCAAAACUUCGAUCGUCGAUGAUUUCGACCGGAUGCAGGUCAGCGGAAGACUUGGCUCGCGAGAUUUCGACUGAGUGUAGGUUCCAGUCGUUAGACGAAAAAAUAUAUCGUGCAAUAUCGUGGACGUGAGAGAAAGAGAGAGAGAGAGAGAGAGAGAGAGAGAGAGAGAGAGAGACCUUCUAAGGAACCGGAAUCUGGCCACUCGCGCGGCUUCGACAACCCUUCUGUCACAGUUUCAAAACGGUUCGGGCCGAUCUCGGCGCGGUUCGGCGGUUGUUCGGACAACGUUCAGCGAAAGUACUUAAGAAACAGGACCCAGGUGAUUCGAAUCGACCGUUUCAUUCGCGAAUAUACUUGCCAGCGACAGUAUAAUUAUGGCAUCCUUCGAGGCCAAUCGGGGGAUGAUCGACAACGCCGGUUCCAAUCCCGGUUCUCGAGUUAGUUUUCGUGCAAACGCAAGGUGCUCCAAUCUAGUCAAUUCGGAAAUCCUCGGCCACGCCGCUGGAAUCGAAAAAUUCAGUCCACCCCCGAUCGCGUAAAUCGCGCUCGAUCGGCCAGUUCCGUUGCCAGGGCUGUGUCCCUCCGUUCGUUCACGAGACACGCCAAACGAAGUAACAUUUUUAGUCGAGUUGAAUUACGAUUCGAUGACAAGUACCGUUCGAUACGAUACAGAUACACGCGAAUGAUCGAAACUCGUCGAAUCAAGCCCCUAACGUAAAAGGGGCGAGGGGGAGAGGGGGGGGGGAGGUCUAUCCGAUUCCGUGAAGGUUCCUGUUCCAAUUCAAUCGCGUGUCACGAAGCAUUAGAAAAAAUGAAAAGUGGAGGCUGGAUCGGGCGAAUCGGGCAAAUCGCUCGUUUCUUUCCCCCUGGUGGAUCGAGGGGACGAUCGGAAUGAGGAGACGAUUGCAGGGGAGAGUAGGCGGAGAUGAGGUGAAAAAGCGACGAAUGGAAAGAUCGAACGCGCCCUCGUUUCGGUCUUCCGGCUGAUUUUAUCAUCGUUGUGAUAAACGUAAUGUUUAGUAUAAAUAUGCCACUUAUUUAAUCAGUAAUCAAUUACUACCGCUGUAUAUAUAAACAUAGUACCUUUUUUCGAUGUAUCGCGUAAUUAAUCAAUUAAGCUACUUCGACGCGACCGACGCGACGCGAGGGAAUGGAGAUGAUAACGAUAGUUUUGUAACGGAGAACCGAUCCAGGCCGGGAUGUCGAACCGAUGACUGAGUUACUUGCGAGGCAGCUGGGUUCAAGAUGGCAGACUACGCGUUCACUCUUGGGUAUGCUGCGUUAAGGCGCCAAAAUUCUUCCCAUCAUUGUUUCAAAUUCCUUUGACUAUUCUCCGAUUGUUGAUUCUCAAAGUGUCUUUCAAAGUUUCUUUCCUUUCCUUCUGUCCAUGGUGAUUCUAAAACGUCACGUACGGCGCGAGCCAAAUUUCAGACAAAGUCCUAAACGCAAGAUCACUUUCCACGUACUGUUCUUCGAUCCUCUCGCUCUCAAAAGCUCUCGAUCCAUAGUGAACGCGAACAAGGAUUGAAAAAAAAAAAGAAAAAGAAAAAGAAAAAGAGAACAAAAGAGAAGAACGAUCGAGAAGAGCGAUCGACCACUGAAUCAAAGCUGACGGACGUCGUCUCGCGCUAGAUAAAUGAGAAUAGAUAGAUUUUAUUUAUUGUUUCCUAGGGAUCCUACACAGAAAACACACACGCUACGCCAGCGGCCAGUAGCGGGCACUGCCGCGGAGACUUUCUUAUUGUCCAUCGAACGAUCGCCUGUCGUUCGAUCGUAGUCGAUCGUCGAUCGAUCGCGUCGAAGGUGAUUAAAAAUCGAACGGGUUCGGGGAGGCGCGCGCGGACAAGUCGCGAGGAAACGUAGGAAAAACCGUUUCGAACGGCGAUCGACCGAUCGUUUUCUUCUUUUUCUUCUUACCUUUCGGUUGUACAUACGUUGUAAUGCCUUAUUUUUGGUAGUCUGUGCAUACGUCACAGUCAGGAUCUGCGGCGACAAAUGGAGGAAGGAGGGCCGGGAACAGGUUCUUUUUUUUUUUUUUUUUCUAUACGCGCCUGCGCCCGAACGAUUUUUCACGUUUCUCGGCCGGGAAUGGCGAUGCGAAUCGAGAAAUGAGCAGAAAGAGACGAUGGCAGCUCGCGACACACGACGAACCCACUAACUAAUUACACAUCGUAAGGGCGAAAAACCAGAAUUUACAAUUGUAAUUAUGUAUAAACGGAAUGCUAUGAUGUAUGAUAUUAUAGAUCGAUUAUAAAGAACACUCAUCAUUAUGAAAAUAAAUACCUAUCGAAAUCA
This is a messenger RNA of Frieseomelitta varia, 6427 nucleotides long. Its product is annotated as zinc finger protein basonuclin-2-like. The record is from RefSeq and is a predicted model, not a curated record. Gene Ontology annotation, cellular component: nucleus. The coding region runs from base 426 to 4088 and encodes 1220 amino acids. Gene Ontology annotation, biological process: regulation of DNA-templated transcription. NCBI's taxonomy places the organism in Eukaryota, Metazoa, Arthropoda, Insecta, Hymenoptera, Apidae. The transcript is spliced from 2 exons.